This is a messenger RNA of Saccoglossus kowalevskii, 1521 nucleotides long. Its product is annotated as stAR-related lipid transfer protein 7, mitochondrial-like. Gene Ontology annotation, molecular function: lipid binding. The record is from RefSeq and is a predicted model, not a curated record. NCBI's taxonomy places the organism in Eukaryota, Metazoa, Hemichordata, Enteropneusta, Harrimaniidae.
CGCUCGCUCCGUGUGGAUUAUAUGCUCUCGUGUCUGUGCUACAAAGUUGUGUGAAAAUGUCGUUUGUUGUGGUUGUUUGAUGGUUUUAAGAAAUCCUAGCCAGUAUGGUGCUUCACACAGUGUCAGGGCUUUCACGUAAAGCCCUGUUAAGACAUAAUUUACCGAAUAACCACGCAUUUCUGACUGAACAAUUUAUACGGUUCCGUCUGACCUCUACGUCGACGCGGUCACCAUUACACGAAAAGCUACUAUCGUUACAAGAGAGGUUAAAAAUAAGGCUACAAUCAAGUUUCUGUACAAUUGUGAGACUCUGGGGACUUCAAGUUAAUUCCGUUACUGCACAGAGGAUUAGAAGAAUUGGUCAACUUAUUCACGUACAUUAUGCCGAACAAAAUUUGAAGUCCGUGGCGACUAGCUUUGCCAGAAAGUACUUUCGCGGUCGUCGACCCCAACUAUACCUGUUAUUUAGUGGCACAUUUUUUGCUUGGGACAGAGAACAUGUCACGGAUCAGGAUUUUGACAGUUGUUUUGGUUCUUUGGAUGAAGUUAGGCGCCUACUGAACUCAAUAGAUGAAAACAAUAAUGGUAAUGGAUGUCACAAAGACACUACCAAUGGAAAUAGUUGUAAUGGCAGUGGUGAUAAUAAUAGUAACAUACCGAUGAAUAAAACUGAAGCAUGGGAACAAAUUAUUGAAAAAGAGCAUUUAAAAAUGUGGAAGAAACCUGUACCAAAUUCUCCAUUAUUUCAAUACACAGUUUAUGGCUCUUUUGAUGACAUCUGUCCCAAAGCAUUCUUUACAGUUCAACUGGAUAUUGAGUAUAGGAAAGUAUGGGAUAAAUUAAUAAUGAAAUUGGAAGUUAUUGAUAAAGAUCCUAAAAGUGAUUCAGAAGUUGUACACUGGAUAAUGCACUAUCCUUUUCCAAUGUAUUCAAGAGAAUAUGUAUAUGUAAGACAACAAAAAAUUGAUUAUAAAAGAAAUGUAAUGUUACUCGUGUCGAAGUCUGUCAAUCAUCCUAAAGUGCCUGAGAAUGGAAAAUAUGUGCGUGUGCAUACAUAUUCUUCACAGAUGGUAAUAAGACCACAUCAUCGCUCAUUUGAAAAGAAUGGAUUUGACUAUGUUCUAACCUACUAUGAUGAUCCUCGUACACAUUUUCCACAGAGUUGUGUCAGUUAUUUAACAAGUGCGGGUAUACCUGACUUUGUCGCUAAACUUCACUCCGCUGCCAAGGAACUGCAAAUCAAUGGCAAUAUCAAUUACCGGAUUAAGGGCAUGAAAUCUUCAAACAAGCAUGCAGAGUCCUCCGUCUCCAAUCUUGUUUAGAAAACUGCAACCACCAGUAUUGCAUUUUGACUGAAAUCUUUGGCACAUGUUUUGUGUUUUAUAGUGAAACAAAUUGAUAUCAUUUUCUGGAAUUUUUCACUUCCAGGAAACCUUUCUAUAUUAUUAGACUGCAUGGCUAGACCUUUUAGUGUAUUCUAUAGUAAUAAAAAUAGAAUAUCUUUAUGAAUAUUCAGGUUAA